GACAACAUGGCAGGCAUGCGGCAGACUCCGUUGACUUGCAGUGGUCAUACGCGCCCAGUUGUACAUCUUGCUUUUAGCGAUAUAACCUCAUACGGUUAUUUUCUAAUUAGUGCUUGUAAAGAUGGCAAGCCCAUGCUAAGACAAGGUGACACGGGAGAUUGGAUUGGCACGUUUGUGGGUCACAAAGGAGCUGUGUGGGGAGCGACACUGAACAAGGAUGCAACAGUGGCAGCUACUGGUGCUGCCGACUUCACAGCGAAGCUCUGGAAUGCAGAGAAGGGAGAAGAGCUGCACACGUUUCCACACAAACACAUUGUCAAGUGUGUCGACUUCUCCUCGGACAGUAGCGUUCUGCUUACAGGCUGUCACGACAAAAAUCUCAGAAUCUUCGAUAUUUCUAAGCCAGAACAAGAGCCUCAGGUGUUCAGUGGUCAUGCUUCAAACAUCCGAGCUGCUUUAUUUAUGAAAAAUGACAAGUCUUUCAUUAGCAUUUCCGAUGACAAAAGCAUACGAAUAUGGGAUACUGCCAGCAAUUCAGAGGUGAAGAAAAUAGAAAUUCCCUCUCAACCAACUAGCCUAGAACUGGCACGAGAUGGUACUGUUUUUGUAGUGACAUAUGGAAACACAACGUCUUUUUGGAAUGCUCAAACGUUUGAGAAAAUAAAGGAUUUUGAAUCUCACUUGCCAAUAAAUUCCUCAUCCCUGCAUCCGUCACAGCCUAUAUUCGUGUCUGGGGGAGAAGACUUCAAGAUGUAUAAAUUUGACUUUGAUACUGGAGCAGAAAUAGAAUCUUUCAAAGGUCACUUUGGACCAGUGCACUGUGUUAGGUUUUCUCCAGACGGCGAGCUGUAUGCUAGUGGAAGUGAGGAUGGCACGCUCCGUCUGUGGCAAACUCAAGUCGGCAAGACGUACGGUUUAUGGAAGUGUGUGAAUCCUGAAGAAAACGGUCUAUCCAAUUCAGACCCCAAUAUUUCCACAGUCAAAGUAGAAACAUAAUUCAACGAAACGUAGACGAAAAUACAAUUUGCUGUGACCCAACCACCCAAUCAAUCAAACAAACAUUUGCAUUGAUUUGCCUUUCAGACUGAGUCUAGAACAGUCCUGAGUUUACAGCCUUAUUUCUAACAGUCUUUUUAAUGAUGAAAACUACACAUUAAGCCUAAAAAAAUAUGUUUCAGGUUUUAUCCUUUAAAAAAAAUAGGGUAGGUGGGAACUCUUUUUUUUUCUUUUUUUUAAAAAUCUAGUCAAUGCAAGAAACCGUAAUCGGCCACGGUGUUCCAAAUCUAUAGUCCGUCCCAUCCUUGUAUAUAAAUGUUUUUUUGUAAAUAAUUUUGGUUUGUUUUGACAUAAGAAGAAAAGUAAAAGUGUGUUGGAAAUAACAAAAAACAAAACAUUUUGUGUGCAAAUUAAAAAAUACUCGUUUUAGAAAUAAAUAAAACUGUAAUACAUGCCAUAGUAAGAAAACAAUGCUUACGGCAUUAUGGAUGCCAUUUUGGUUUAUAGACUGGUGUAGUCUUGAUACGAGAUAACUCUAUUCGAUGAAUUUCACUACAGAUGGAGCACAAAGAAAAUAAUCAGAGUUCUCGCAAUAGUUUUAUUUUUGUUUAAUACUGAAUGAUAAUGGUAUAUUUACUUGGGCUACUAAACAUCGCAUUGCAAUAUGGAAAAUUGCAAAGUUGCAAGAAUUUGACAUCAUAGAUAUGGUUACAAUUUCUCAAAGUUAUCUUAGAACUAUGAUAAAACUGUUGUAGGCUAUGGUGUCACUAUGACAAAUGUCAUAGCCUACAAGGGUUUUAUGAACUAGUAGGGCUAAGAUAGCUUAAAAAAUAUUGGCCCUUGAUCUGAAUUCACUAAACUCUUCUAACUUUACGAUCUCACUGUGCUGUGCGAAAGUACUUGUAAUGAUGAUGCAUUUGUAACUUUAGAGAGCUUCGUGAAUUGGGCCUCUGGUUGCAUAAAAUACAUUUUAGUAUGUAGAUCAGCUGGCUAUGCUAGUAUGCCUUUAAUUGUUGGUCUUUUUUUUCUUUUAAUUUUUUUUUUUUUAAUACAAAAUAAAAUGCCCACCGAGUGAUUAACUAAUAAGAAUGGUAGGUUGGGUUACAGCAAAUAGUUUUUCUUGGUGCAUAUUCCGCUUACAGCAUUAAGGUAUUUCUAUCUGGUUAAAACUAUACAUUCUUAUGUUUUUGGUAGGCCUACGGUCGACGGCAGUCACUUUUCACACCCUUGUUUUGGUUUCAUACACAAUAAAUAAAACAUAUCCAAUGGUAAUGUUUUGACACGAUAUAUUUGACCACGGUACUUUUUAUUUCUUUCAUCUUUUAAAACUUAAACAUAAUAUUUUGUUCAGAAUUAUGAAACAAAAUAUAUAUACCGACAUGUAAACAGUGUUGUCUGUUUGUUAUGGUUAGUAGACCAGUUUUUAUUUGAAUGUGGUGAAGCAUUGUAAUAAUAUAGCUAAUUUUGAAUUUGAAUGACGUUAGUAUUCCAGUGACUUCACUUUGUAUGUCAUUACAAUAACUAUAAACUGAAUACAUGAAGUUUCCAUUUUAAGAAUACUGGAAAAAUUCCAAUGCAAAAUUGUUAUUGAAAUUGUUUUGUUUUAACAUUACUAAUGCACCUGAAUGUGUUUGAAGAAAAUCUUGUGAUUAAAAAAUUGUACCUUUUACGAAAUACAGAUUUCAAGUGAAACUACAAUAAGAUAUGUUAUAUUUAUUGUGUAUGAAGCCAAAACAAGGGUGCAAAAAGUGACUCGUCCACUUUAGGCAAGGGUGCAUUGAUCAGACUUGUGGUUGCCCAAAUUGGAUUAUACUGGGUCUUUAUGAGUAGCUUUUAGAACUACUCUGUUGAAUUGUUAUGCUGUUUUUGGCCAUUCGAGACGGAUCACAAACUGAAGCAUUUUAUUUAUUUGUUUUUAGAUACGAAUUAUGAUCUGAAAAGUUAGUAUUGAGAAUGGCAGAUGAAUUUGUAGCAGAUUUUGCUCUCAGAAAUAAGGUUUUAGCUACGAAUACCUCAGUGUUUUAAGAAGAUGAAGUAUGUACAUGUAUUAAUUAUGGGUGGGAAUUCUCCUUGGAUCUACUGUUUCCUUUCAUGGAACAUUGCGUUUCCUCGCAUUUUAAUGGUCCUUUCCUCCAAAACGUGUCAGAUGGCACAGAUUCUAACCUAGAAUUUCAAGAAUUUCCGGGACCCCUCUAGAUUUCCUCUUUUUUACAGUUCACCGAUUCCCACCCCUAAUCAAUAUUGUUAAGAUCAACCAGGUUGGUUAUUAAGUCUAGAUCAAAUUUAUUUCAUUGUAUCCAAACAUGGGACAUUAUCAGUUACACUUCUUGCUCCAAUGUAAGUUAAAAUAGGAGCAAACAAUAAAACAUCUGUGCUCCUGUGUCUGCAUUUAUUUAUUUUUGUUAACAAGAGAUUUUUGUUGAUAGUAUGCCGGGUGUUAUUCUGAGUUUUUUAAAACCAUGUUCACCUAUUGUAUUGUUUCUGAUGCUGGUUCACCAGUGUAUAAUGUAUUGAGCCGGUUAUGUAAAGAAAUGGUUGUGGUGAUAUUGUAUUUGUCUUUGUUAAAGCUGAAGUCCUAUAACAUUGUUUACUAGGGAUGCACAGUAUAAAUGGUGUACCAAUGUAAUUAUAAGUCACAUGGUAAAUAAUAAUGUUUUUCGAUACACCUUCCUGUUCCGAUACCCAUAGUCAUUUCUGUUUUUAGUUCCCUACCAGUCCAAAUGGAGGGGACUAUAGGUUUCGUCUCCAUACAUGUGGACCAGCCUCGGUGGCAUCGUGGUAGGCCAUCGGUCUACAGGCUGGUAGGUACUGGGUUCGGAUCCCAGUCAAGACAUGGGAUUUU
Gigantopelta aegis is the source of this 3838-nucleotide messenger RNA. RefSeq names its product serine-threonine kinase receptor-associated protein-like. The coding region runs from base 7 to 996 and encodes 329 amino acids. Gene Ontology annotation, cellular component: SMN complex. The transcript is spliced from 7 exons. Lineage: Eukaryota; Metazoa; Mollusca; Gastropoda; Neomphalida; Peltospiridae. The record is from RefSeq and is a predicted model, not a curated record. Gene Ontology annotation, biological process: spliceosomal snRNP assembly. Gene Ontology annotation, molecular function: RNA binding; protein binding.